Messenger RNA from Somion occarium, 7910 nucleotides. Lineage: Eukaryota; Fungi; Basidiomycota; Agaricomycetes; Polyporales; Cerrenaceae. The record is from the annotation of a GenBank genome assembly.
GUCCCUUCUCUAACGCAACGACCAGGACGAUGGCUUCAGUUAGUUGGGCAAACGUGCCAGGCUUGAAUGGGGACCUCAAAUUGUUCUCGCCGAGCUGUGAUUGUGGUCCUUCUCAUUCCUUGAGACGAUCGUCGCGGUUGACGCUCUCAAUGAAACGAUGUUCUAUCCGAAUAAGGACAUCCUUGCCAUUUCUUGUUCUGCCUCAGCCAUAUUCUACUUACGGUGUCGAAGUUCUAGAUAUGAGACUGCGGUUUCUUCCCUCAUGUUAAACUGACCAAAUGGGCUGACCCCGUUGGAAGACGAAGAAGCCAUGCGGUACCCAGCAGUUGCAUGCUGUCCACACACUUGGCACGACUCUUCGAUUUACAGGCAGGUGCUUGCGGAAAUGAAGUCAUUAAUUAGCUAUCGAUGUUCUGGAAGGCCACUACAGCUGCGGAUGUGGGCACAACACCAAUUUCUGCGCGUACUGCGGAUGGAAGACGAAGGACGACUUGUGAUUGGGGGGCAAGGUAAGGGUCGGAUAUGGUGAAAGAAGGCGCUUAACGAGCGUAUUAGACUCGUGCUCGAGAAUGGCCUGACCCUUGUUUCCCCUUCUUCCUCCCACUUACACCUGCUCACUACCUUCUCUUAACUGCAUUAUAACAAUUCGACAUCUCAUGGAGAAGAAGAAAAAUCGAAUAUCCGGUGACAAAACACCCAGUAGAUGGCGCUCUGUGAAGAAGUUUUUGAAUGUCACCCAUACUAAUAAGGAGGGUGCAAAGUCCUCUCCAUUGAAGCCCUCGGCUCAAACUACGAUACUCAAAGCGGACGUUGCUGCGACUCCGUAUAAGAUUGAUGACAUGCGGAUCCCUACAGAAAACUCGGCGCAUGAAGUACAGAUGACUGAAGCUGUUCUAGAGCCUAUGCAGGAGGUGAUCGUGGACAAAGGCAAGGGCGUCGAGGGUCGGGAUGUUCAACAGCAUCUAACAACGCAGCACGAUGAAGAUAGCGCUAUGUCAGACGCUUUUACGUCGGGAAAUAGUAAUGCACCAAGCCACUUACACUGGGAGAAUGUUCAAAGCACUCCCGGAAACGCGUUAGGCCAGGGUUCUCCGUUUGGGGUGCUGACCCCCGAGUCGACAAGUAUCGAUGCGUCUUUCGUCGUUGUUAACGACACAUCACUUUCUGCUAUUGAUGCCCUUUCCAAUAAUCUCCUAUCAUUGUCGGAGGGCAUGGACAUCGACGAGCCUUCCACCAAUGCAAUGCCCGAUACGUCACAGUCAGACAUUGCAGAUGGCAGGGGUCCUGACGUUGAUCAUGCACUCAACCAGACUAACAAUAAUCAAGUACCGAAUGGUACUUUCGACAUAGCGAAGUCCAUUAAAGGAAUGUAUAGAAUCCUGGAUUUGGUUAGCGAGCAGGGUAGUGGGGGUCUUGUGGAUAAGAUCAUUAUCUCGCAGGAAUCUCUUGGUCAUUUCAUCAACGCCAUACUACCUGGCGCGUAUGCGUCGAUGACCAAGGUCGAUUUCAAAGCACUGGACAGUCUCUCGAUAAAACCUUUGGGCAUCUAUGGCAGUCGUUCUGAAAUCGUCAAGUUUCUUCAAGAUAUCAAAGCCAUAGAUGAUAAUCUUGCAGAUACGUUACGACACAGCCGGGACGAUGGACGUGCUGGCCCCGGCUUGCGAUCAGGUCUAUACGCUUUGCGUCCUCACACUGGCUCAAUCAUAUAUGUCAUCUAUUGGCCUGAAGAAACAACCUGGAAUGACGACGCGAUCUCAGCCGUGCAGCGCAAUCGAAUCACCUUCAUGAGAUUCUUGACGAAAAUUGCUGACCAGAUUAUCGCAUUAAUCUCAGACGAGGACGCCAGUAAGAUUGUGUGGCGCGAUACGUCGCAUGAUACACCAGUCGACGCGGACGAUGACGAAAUCGACCGGCUAUUCACUUUUCAAGUAGCGAAAACUAACGAGCAAGAAGAAAACGUUAGCAUUAGACCAGGCUUCACCCUGGAUCUGCCGAAGUCUGAGGAAGUGCAAGGUUUAUACGGACAGAAUAUUGAACCCGUGCUUGUGGCACCCCGGCUGGUUCCUGGAGAAACAGUUACUGGCUUGCUAGACGUCCAGUACAUCCCGUCUCAUCACAAUACACGUACUUUUCGCGAAUCCUACUCCUCACGCCGCCUGGAGCAAUUUCUUGAACGAGAUUCUUUCAUCCUGAGCGAGUCUCUCUCGGAGGAGGCGCUCCAAAUAUUGUUGGGCAAGGGACUAGGCAAUAAGCGAAAUCAAGAUGCAGUGAGCGAAUUUCGGAACUCGCGCAGGGUGGCCGAUGAGGCUUUUCGUGCGCAAAUCAAAGCAAGAGAAGAUGAGAUCAGACAGAAGCUACAGGAUAACAACGCACGCCUGGUUAGGGCAUUGCAGCGGGCCCUGGUGAAGUCUGUGUUGAUGACAUUCAGCAAUGUCGAUGGGAAGAUGUUAAGUGAGCAAUACUCUGACCAAAAUGAAGAUGAGCUUGAAGCCUUUCUCGACGACCUCUUUGCACUGCACUCGAAGAUAAGGGAUCGACUUUCCGAGGUUUGCAAGGAUCGAAUGUUCCACAAGAUCCCGAAGAAGGCAUACACGAUGAAGAAGGAACAACUGCUCAUGCUCGAGCGAAUACUCGUCGAGAAGCGUGAUUUGCCGGUUGAUGAGCAACGAGAGAUUGUGGAAAGUGGACUGAAGGAACAUUCAGUCAACUCGCAAGGUGUUAUUUCUAAAAUCGGUUCAGCUUUCGGUUCAGCUGUUACUGGCUGGCUGCCCGCCAAUCCCCCGUCUGCUUUCAGUGCCCCUCAUGUGGAUCAACACUUCACGCAAGACCAUCUCAAGAUGGCUAAAGUCGAUGCUGCCAAGUUUGAUGAUGCUGACUUUCUGGCUCGCCUACCAAGCAUAGUCGACGAGUAUCCUGUGCUUGCGGAGGGUGCGGCAGACGUCGCAAAGCUUGCUCAGGAGCACUUGAUGGAGUCCAUCCAUAAACGUACACAUGAUAUCGCAAGAUUUGCAGAAGAUGUGCAGCUCAGAGAUUGCAAGCAACAGAUUCAGAAUCAGGUAGACACUGACCGGCGAAACCAGGAACGAGAGUCGCGGUGCAAGUUCCUCGCCAGUGUCCGAGAUGCCUAUCGUGACGGUACUGAAGGGGUUGUGAUCAUACAGGACGUCCGUUCCGCUUACCGAUUUCAUCAAGAGAGCUUCCAGGUCUCGGGGAUUCGCGAGGACCGCUUGGACGCUUCUCUCAAAUACCGUAUCCGCACCUUUGAGCUGACAGAGACAGACAAGCAUAUGCUUCAGCUUGAUCAAAGUUUCGUUCCGGCCCCGAAGCUUUACGCAGGCUCAGCCUUCUCAUUUGGUAUGCCCCUUGGACGUCGUCUUCUUCAUCUCCAGUUACUGCAAGAUGAACGAUGCCUUCUUAUAAUGGACUGUAAAGAGGAAAUCAGGAUCUAUCUGGAUCGCAUCGACGUGAUUGAGAAUGCGGUACUCCAUGAUAAGUGGAAGAAGAAACUGCAUCGAUCUAAAAUCGGCAAUGAUUUCAUACUGGCAUUUGAUGAAACCAAGCGUAUGCUCGCUAUCUGUGCUAUGGAUAAGUCCUCAUUGAACGUGUUUGUCGCGGAUGAGAAGUUCACAUCACUACAAGCUCUGGGGUCUCAAGUCGAUCUAAGAAUCUGGUACCCUGAGAGUCAGACGAAACUGGUCCAUGCGGCCUUCUUAUGUGGCGCUAGCGAGGAACUGGUCCUUGUCGAUGAUGGCGGUCAUAUUCGAGUCUAUUCAUUGACAACUCAACAGUUUCGACCUGCAUCCUUGGAUAUCUUAACACUGCCAGUUAGCAUUCAUUCGUCUCCUGACGGCUCGUGUCUAUUCACGACUGAAGCCGAUUCUGAGGGUACCUACCUUCGAGCAUAUCAUUGGUCCAAUUUCGGAAGUACAAAUGGCAUAUCUCUUGAGCUUCCGGACUUCCCGCGGGAUUCCAGUAUCAUGACGUCCAUUGGCAAUCGAUCCAAAGUUCAUUACAUCGGACUUGAUUCCGCGCGAGGACAAUGCAGGUCGUUUGUGCUGGAUAUAUCACGAAAAGUGACUGAAUUCACUUUCCAAGAGCGAGGAGGACAAGCCUCUCGAGCGAACACAGGCAAACUCACAUUCUGCAACAGCCUCAUCGAUUGUCACUCUGACGUGUGGACACGCUUCCCAGUCGUACCUGCUGUCCGAAGAACCACCGCCAAUUCGGCAUUUUCCAGCACCCCAAGGUCACUGACCUUUGUCUCUCGACUUGCUCCUACUUUGUUCCAAAGCCAUUUCUCAGAUCUUAUUGCCAACUUCGAACGGGUAACACGGAAGCCGACCGAAAGGGAGCUUUCGGGCAUCGUCAUUCAAGGGGCCACAUAUGAAUCUUUCAGAGAAAGUGAUAGCCUCGCUCUGUCUUCUUACACGUGUGGCGAGUGGCUUGUCAACCUGCUAUGCCUGAUUCCGAUUCACAUUGCGGUCACACGAGACAAUCGAUUCAUCCCACUGAAAGACGGCGUCUGGUCCUUGGAGUUGGAACGUUCUCUUCUUGGGGCGACUGUGGAACAGAUCGUGGACAGUCUCUCAUUUGGAUGGUAUGAAUCCAUAUUUCAAUCGUACCUAGCAUCAAAGCCUGUACGUGUUGUCUCUUCUAUGGGAGAACAAUCAGUAGGGAAGAGCUUUGCAUUGAAUCACCUUGUGGACACUUCUUUCGCGGGAUCAGCUAUGCGGACGACAGAAGGUGUUUGGAUGUCUGUGACACCUACCGAUGAUGCACUUAUAGUUGCUUUGGACUUCGAAGGUGUCCAUAGUAUUGAGCGCUCUGCUCAGGAAGACAGCUUGCUUGUACUAUUCAAUACCGCUAUGUCGAACUUGGUCCUGUUCAGGAACAACUUUGCGUUGUCUCGCGACAUCACUGGCCUUUUUCAGUCAUUCCAGUCCUCUUCCACUGUUUUGGACCCAGCGGCGAACCCGACUCUGUUCAAGUCUACGCUUGUUAUCAUCAUCAAGGAUGUAGUCGAUUCCGACAAGAAGGAGAUCACAAAAGAGUUCAGCUUGAAAUUCCAAAAGAUCGUCGAACUUGAGCAGGGCUCUAAUUUUAUCACAAAGUUGCAUGGUGGUAAUUUGGCCAUCAUUCCUUGGCCGGUGAUUGAGUCGCGUCAGUUCUACAAUCUCUUCCCUGCUCUGAAGAAGAUGCUCGACAAGCAACAGGUGACACAUUCAAAAGCUGGAAUUUUUCUGCAGACUAUGAAGACCCUCAUGGCAAAAUUGAAGGUUAACGAUUGGGGUGCCCUUGAUCAGAAUCUAUCAUCCCACCGAGCACAGCAGCUCAUGUCCCUCCUUCCUCGAGCUCUCAUGUACGGUGCCACGGAGAUAGAACCCGAAAUCGAGCCUUUAAGAGACUUCGAUACUGGCCUUACAAUAGAUAAACCGGACAGUGCCGCAAAGUUUUAUUUGGCCGAUACGAAGGCUUCAGUACAACUAGCCGAGCAGGAGCACUCCCUGGCUUCGCUUGUGAACACAUGGGACCUAUUCGGCCAGCGUUUUGAUUUGUCUGAGCAGGAUUGGGUCGAAGGACUCAGUAACUUCUUGGAUGGCUUGGCUAACGAUCGCAUUGACCACGUCCAAGAGUGGCUGCAAGUAAACACUGCUCGGUUCAAAGGCGAUUCUCCUCAAUUUGAAGAUAUUCGCAGACUUUACGAUAGUCUGGUGAUCAGUUUGCGAUCCAAUAUCCGUCUUUGCACCAUGCAAUGUUCGGAGUGCCAACUUCUGUGUCUCCAUGCCAGGCAUCACGAAGGCGAGCACGAUUGCCGCACAACGCAUCACUGUAGCCAUGCGUGUCAGUAUGUCGAUGAACAUGCUGGAAACCUGGAGUCCUGUGGUCUUCCCGCCGGACAUGCUGGAGGACAUAUCUGCGAUAUCUCUGCUCACUUAUGUGGUCAACCAUGUCGUUUGAUCGGGAGAGGUGGAUGUCUGGAGCGAUGUUCAAAGGUAGCCAAUCAUACGGACGACGAGCACGUCUGUCCUGCGUCGCAUGAAUGUGGAGAGCAUUGCAGCCUUGUGGACAUCAGGCUUUCGGACGGUUCUUUAUUUUCCUGUCCUGAAUCGUGUCGUAGACCCAGCAACGAGCCACACAAUACUCAUGUAUGCGAGAAUCGAUCUUGCCCCAUCCGAUGCCAAUUGUGCAAGCGUCUUUGCGCUAGUCCGGAUCAUCUCCAUGCAUUGGAUUCUAAUGCAAUACAUCUUUGCGGACAAGACCAUCCAUGUCCAGCGUCGUGUCAGUCGCCGGGCAUCUGCCGUAUCGAGACUACUCCGCAGUCAAUAGAGGCCACCUUCACCGGAAGACACGAAACCUUCCAAUACACCAAGUACACGCAGGCUUCCCGUCGUUUGCCUUGCGUCAUUGCAGUUCCUGCAGGGCAGACGGAACAUCACGGUAAACACCUUCACAGCCUCGAGAAAAGUGCAUUCCAUUUUUGUGAGGCCCGUUGCGAAGACUGUGGCUAUUUCUGUACUUUGCCCCUUGGCCAUACGCAGCAGGAGCAUGAAACGAGUCAUGGUUCAAUGUCCCGGACAAAGUGGGCUAUAGAUGGACAAGAUGGCACAGUCUUGGAGGUGAAUGGUCGCAAGUUCGGCGCUACCGACGACGGCGCACCUAUGUUGUGCUCUAUGGUCUGCCGUAACAUGGGUCGCCAUGUCCACAUUGACUACUGUCGUUCGGAAAAUGCCAACGCAUGCUCUGGCGCUGAUUUAGAGCAUAUUUCUGCGAGAAUGGUGCCAAAUCCAGAGCGUGCCAAAGAUUUCAUCAGCCAUGCCCUUCAUUGGAGAAGAACAGAUCCAUAUUCGCAAGAAGAAAGGACAUCAUUCUCCAAGUGUGACUCCAUGUGUGGAGGUCCAGAACAUCAGGCUGACACCACAGGAUCUGCUCAGCCUUCGUACUGCAACCUUGGCCUAUUCCAUCGCCCUCUUCCGGCAGGACAGGGACCCCCCGGCGGUAUAGGUUACAUUUCGAGAGAUGGGCAUCACUUCAGCUGCAGAAAUCCUGCUCAAAUGCAACAGGCGUUCCACGUGAUCUUCGUCAUUGACAGGUCUGGCUCGAUGGGCAUUAGUGACCGUCGUCCCCUUGCAAAUACACCAAUGACAGGUAGGAUCGCGGCUCAGCACAAUAAUCGUGUUGGAGCAGUAUACUCUUCCCUGCAUGGCUUUUGGCAAGCUCGAGCUUCCGCGAUGAACGCUGGCGUCGGAAAUGCUCUGAAUCGUCGCGAUGCUUACAGCGUGGUUUUGUUCGACCAUGCCGUCUAUAAGUCUGUUGACAAUGACUUCACGAGCACACCAGAACAACUCCUUGCAAAGGUACUCGCCUACGGGGCAGGGGGUGGAACAAAUUACACAGCUGCUGUGAAGGAAGCUCAAGCGAUCAUGGAAAAGAAUUGGAGUACCGAAAGGAUACCAGUCGUGAUUUUCCUUUCCGAUGGUGAAUGUAGUAUAGAGGAUCAGACGAUUCGAGACCUGUGUCGCCGUUCUGUAGCUCUUGGCCGACCUUUGUCGUUCCACACCGUUGCCUUUGGUCCUUCGAAUGCAAUCCUUCGCAGAAUGGCACAGAUAGCCAGUGAGGUUCAAGCGACGGUACCUGCAGACCCAAUGCAUCCAACUGUUGCCUCCUCCUAUACUGAAGCCUUGGAUACGAUUCGAUUGGCAGAAACCUUCCUUGGUCUCGCUGAGUCCCUUCGCAGGCCCAGAGGUUCUCUUAUGCGUGGAUGAGAUAUGAAAACGGUUCCCUAACUUGUUACGUUACCAGGGACGAUUUGUUGGUGUAUAUGAUUCUGUGUAUUGUGGCUGUGUACUGGAUUUGGCAUCUAGAAUACAUCUGAGGUGAAGUGAAUCAUAUCGAUACAUCAUUGGAGACGU